Amoebophrya sp. A25 is the source of this 839-nucleotide messenger RNA. The record is from the annotation of a GenBank genome assembly. Lineage: Eukaryota; Dinophyceae; Syndiniales; Amoebophryaceae.
GGCGGAGAAGGGUUAGAAGGUGACGAUAAGGCAGAUGACGCUGAUAAGAAGGAUGCAGAAGAUGCCGAUGGUGACAGCAAGGCAGUAGAAGAUCCACCAUCAAAGAAAGAGCAACAAGAGGAUGACGCACCAAAUAAAGUAGAAGAACCUGCUACUCCACCAGUAGAAAAUGAGCCACAAACUCCAGAUCCUGUUCCAGAGACAACUCCUGCUGAGCCUCCAGCUGCAGAAGAGCCGCCUAAGAAAGAAGAGAAGCCCCCUCCAGAACCGGAUAACAAGAAGAAGAUUCCAGGUGCUCCUCAGGCUAAAUACAGAAAAGACGGCCAAGAGAUCUUGGCUAAGCGGAAAGCGGAGCAAGAGGAGAAGGAGCGGAAGAAGAGGGAAGAAAUGCAACGUGUGUUGGACGAGGAGAGGGCCAUGCGGGAAAAGAUCGAGGCGGAGAGGAAAGAGAAAAAGAGGAAAGCAGCUGACGCAAAGAAUACGGCUGAAUGUUGAUACAGAUGAAAACAGUAUUUCCAUUCAUUUUAUUAUUUAACCUCCUAGAACAAUGUAUUUCUAUCCACAUUAUCAUCCGAUUAGUAAAUCUCUUCCCUCUUCUAAUCCCAAGCGCAAAGAGGAUCUCGCUCGCGAACAGAAAGCGAUGGAGAAGGAGGAUGAGUUGUCGAAAGUCCUCAAUGAGUUCGUCCGCGAAGAAAUGCGCAAGAGGGAAGAAGAGGCAGCUAGACGCGCAGAAGAGGAGGCGAACAAGGCCUCGUCCGACGAGUCACCCUCUGUGAAGGCUAAACGACUAGCGAAGAAAGAGCGUAGACGAAGAAAAGAGCAUCGGCUGCAGCGUGCUG